AUGGCAACAUCCAAAGUGUUCCUCUUGCAAACUUUGGAGGAUUUGGGAGCCGAGGAGUUUAAAAAAUUCAAGUGGUACCUGCAGCAGUCAGAGGUCCUGGAAGCCUUCCCCGCAAUACCAAAGAGUCGACUGGAAAAUGCAGAGAGGGUGGAUACAGUGGAUGAGAUGGUGCAGACUUACUGUAUAAACACUAUAAAAGUCACCAAAAUGGUUUUAGGGAAGAUAAACAAGAAUGAUCUAGUGGGAAAUUUAUCAAAACACGCAUCAGAACCUAAAGAGAUUCUUGCUGCGUGCCAGCAAAAACUCAAAUCCAACUUUCAAAAGAAGUAUCAGUAUGUGUUUGAAAAAGUCACAAAAACAGGGAAUUCAGAACUUCUAAAUAAGAUCUACACAGAGCUCUACAUCACAAUGGAAGAAACCGGAAAAAUCAACAUGGAACAUGAGGUCAGACAGAUUGAAACAGCAUCCAGGAAACCAGACAGACCAGAAACAACCCUCAGACAAGAAGAUAUCUUUAAAGCCUCACCUGGAAGAGAUGAACCAAUCAGAACAGUGAUGACAAAGGGAGUGGCUGGCAUUGGGAAAUCAGCCUUAACACAGAAGUUCACUCUGGACUGGGCUGAAGACAAAGCCGACCAGGACAUACAGUUCACAUUUCCAUUCACUUUCAGAGAGCUGAAUGUGCUGAAAGAGAAAAAGUACAGCUUGGUGGAACUUGUUCAUCACUUCUUUCCUGAAACCAAAGAAGCAGGAAUCUGCAGGUUUGAAGAGUUCCAGGUUGUCUUCAUCUUUGACGGUCUGGAUGAGUGUCGACUUCCUCUGGACUUCCUCAAAAAUCAGGUCCUGACUGAUGUUAGAGAGUCCACCUCAGUUGAUGUGCUGCUGACAAACCUCAUUAGGGGGAACCUGCUUCGCUCUGCUCGCCUCUGGAUAACCACACGACCUGCAGCAGCCAAUCAGAUCCCUCCUGAGUGUGUUGACAUGGUGACAGAGGUCAGAGGGUUCACUGACCCACAGAAGGAGGAGUACUUCAGGAAGAGAUUCAGAGAUGAGGAGCAGGCCAGCAGAAUCAUCUCCCACAUCAAGGCAUCACGAAGCCUCCACAUCAUGUGCCACAUCCCAGUCUUCUGCUGGAUCACUGCUACAGUUCUGGAGGAGGUGUUGAAGACCAGAGAGGGAGGAGAGCUGCCCAAGACCCUGACUGAGAUGUACAUCCACUUCCUGGUGGUUCAGUCCAAACUGAAGAACGUCAAGUAUGAUGGAGGAGCUGAGACUGAUUGGAGUUCAGAGAGCAGGAAGAUGAUUGAGUCUCUGGGAAAACUGGCUUUUGAGCAGCUGCAGAAAGACAACCUGAUCUUCUAUGAAUUAGACCUGACAGAGUGUGGCAUCGAUAUCAGAGCAGCCUCAGUGUACUCAGGAGUGUUCACACAGAUCGAUAAAGAGGUGAGAGGGCUGUACCAGGACAAGGUGUUCUGCUUCGUCCAUCUGAGCCUUCAGGAGUUUCUGGCUGCUCUUCAUGUCCAUCUGAUCUUCAUCAACUCUGGUGUCAAUCUGCUGGAAGAAGAACAAUCAACCUCCUGGCUGUGUAAACUCUUCAGAGACAAACCUACACUAACACAUCUCUACCAGAGUGCUGUGGACAAGGCCUUACAGAGUCCAAAUGGACACCUGGACUUGUUCCUCCGCUUCCUCCUGGGUCUCUCACUGCAGACCAACCAGACUCUCCUACAAGGUCUGCUGAAACAGACAGGAGAAAGCUCAAAGUCCAUUUCCAAAACAGCUGAGUACAUAAAGAAGAUGUUCAGGAAGAAUCUUUCUCCAGAGAGAAGCAUCAAUCUGUUCCACUGUCUGAAUGAAUUGCAAGAUCAUUCUCUAGUGGAAGAGGUCCAACAGUACCUGAGAUCAGAAAGUCUUUCAACAAAUAAGCUAUCUCCUUCUCAGUUGUCAGCUCUGGCCAUGAUUUUGCUGUCAUCAGAAAAAGAUCUGGACGUUUUUGACCUAAAGAAAUACUCUGCUUCAGAGGAGGCUCUUCUGAGGCUGCUGCCAGUGGUCACCGCCUCCAACAAAGCUCUGCUGAGUGGUUGUAACCUCUCAGAGAGAAUCUGUGGAGCUCUGUCGUCAGUUCUAAGCUCCCCAUUCUCUAGUCUACGAGAGCUGGACCUGAGUAACAACAACCUGCAGGAUUCAGGGUUGAACCUGCUCUCUACUGGACUAGAGAGUCCACACUGUUCACUGGAAACUGUCAGGCUUGGUUUGUGUAAACUGUCAGUGAGAAGCUGUGAGGCUUUGUCCUCAGUUCUCAGCUGCCAAUCCUCUAGUCUGAAAGAGCUGGAUCUGCAAAACAAUGACCUGCAGGAUUCAGGAGUGGAGCAGCUCUCUGCUGGACUGGGGAGUCCACACUGCAAACUGGAAACACUCAGACUGUCAGGUUGUCUAAUCACAGAGGAUGGCUGUGCCCACCUGGUUUCAGCUCUGAGAUCCAACCCAUCCCAUGUGAGAGAGCUUGACCUGAGCUACAAUCAUCCAGGAGACUCAAGCGUGAAGCUGCUGUCUGCUGGAAUGGAGGAUCCACACUGGAGACUGGACGCUCUCAGGUUGAGUGGCUGUAACCUCUCAGAGAGAAGCUGUGAAGCUCUGUCCUCAGUUCUCAGCUCCCAGUCCUCUAGUUUGAGAGAGCUGGACCUGAGUUACAACAAACUGCAGGAUUCAGGUGUGGAGCUGCUGUCUGCUGGGCUGGAGAACCCACAAUGUAAACUGGAAACUCUCAGGCUGUCAGUUUGUCUGAUCACAGAUGAAGGCUGUGCAUCUCUCGCAUUAGCUCUGAGCUCCAACCCCUCCCAUAUGAGAGAGCUGGAUUUGAGCUACAAUCAUCCAGGAGAGUCAGGGGCGAUGCUUCUUUCUGCUGGUCUGGAUGAUCCACACUGGAAACUGGACACUCUUAGGGUGGACCAUGGUGGAGAGCAGUGGUUAAAACCUGGUCCGAGGAAGUAUUUCUGUGAACUCACACUGGACACAAACACAGCACACAGAAAGCUCAAACUGUCUGACAACGACAGGAAGGUGACAUGGGUGACAGAGAAGCAGCCAUAUUGUAAACAUCCAGAGAGAUUUGACCGCUGGGCUCAGCUGCUGUGCAAAAAUGGUCUGACUGGUCGCUGUUACUGGGAGGUCGAGUGGAGAGGAAUAGUUUAUAUAUCAGUGAGUUACAGAGGAAUCAGAAGGAGAGGAAACAGUAAAGACUGUGUGUUUGGAUGCAAUAAUCAUUCCUGGAGUCUGAGGUGCUCUGAUGACUGUUACUCUGUCUGUCACCAGAACAGAGUAACAGUCCUCCCUCUCUCCUCCUCCUCCUCCUCCUCCUCCUCCUCCUCCUCCUCUAACAGAGUAGCAGUGUAUGUGGACUGUCCUGCUGGCACUCUGUCCUUCUACAGAGUCUCCUCUGACACACUGAUCCACCUCCACACCUUCAACACCACAUUCACUGAACCUCUUUAUCCUGGGUUUGGGUUUGCGUCUGGUUCCUCAGUGUCUCUGUGUUCUCUGUAG
This is a messenger RNA of Micropterus dolomieu (smallmouth bass), 3543 nucleotides long. Its product is annotated as NACHT, LRR and PYD domains-containing protein 12-like. Bases 1 to 3543 code for a protein of 1180 amino acids. The transcript has 9 exons. Gene Ontology annotation, molecular function: protein binding. NCBI's taxonomy places the organism in Eukaryota, Metazoa, Chordata, Actinopteri, Centrarchiformes, Centrarchidae. The record is from RefSeq and is a predicted model, not a curated record.